Messenger RNA from Ostertagia ostertagi, 447 nucleotides. Lineage: Eukaryota; Metazoa; Nematoda; Chromadorea; Rhabditida; Trichostrongylidae. The record is from the annotation of a GenBank genome assembly.
AUGUUGGGUCAAGUUUCAGUUUCCUUCAUUCCAGGACUGGACUACAUAGAGCAGCUGGAAGAUCGUGUCGCUGAUUGCAGUCAAGAAAAUCAAGAACUCAAAGCACAGGUAGAGUUACUCACUCGUCAACAUCAGUCAGUUCUGUCGCAGCUGCGAAAGCUUCAAGCGGCGCUUGGUCAGAGUACCCGUCGUGGAGCACAAGCCGGCACAUGUCUUGCAGUUUUGCUACUUUCCGUGUGCUUAUUGGUAGCACCACAUCUGAACCCCUUGCAGACAAAGCAAAGGCCCGUUGACUCUGAAGAAGCUUCUCGAGCGGCCGCCCGUCAACCACAUAACCUCAGUCUGCAAGGAGGUAUCAAGGCGAGCACCUUCGCAAGGUACAGCUCGCUCACGAACCCUUAUGGAAUACGUAUCGAACGGUGGUGGACAAUGUCCUCAAAUGCCUGA